Molecule: messenger RNA, 2089 nt
Organism: Tribolium madens (black flour beetle)
Lineage: Eukaryota; Metazoa; Arthropoda; Insecta; Coleoptera; Tenebrionidae
Product: mothers against decapentaplegic homolog 4-like
Exons: 10
Coding region: 153-1688 (511 amino acids)
Biological process (GO): transforming growth factor beta receptor signaling pathway; cell differentiation; regulation of transcription by RNA polymerase II
Cellular component (GO): heteromeric SMAD protein complex
Molecular function (GO): DNA-binding transcription factor activity, RNA polymerase II-specific; I-SMAD binding; RNA polymerase II cis-regulatory region sequence-specific DNA binding
Source: RefSeq, a predicted model, not a curated record
UAAUUCUUGGUAUGAGUCUUCCAGCUGAUUGACCGAUCGCAACGCCACCAACCACCAACGGUAAUCGAAAUCAGAUUGGAUGAAGCUUUGUGAUUUUGUGUCUGUCGUUUCGCUUGGAGUUAAAUACAAGCAUUUUUCAAGUAGUGUCAGACAUGUCCGGGUUUUCUACUACAACAGCACUCUCAUCGACUGACGCUUGUCUAAGUAUAGUACACAGUUUGAUGUGCCAUCGACAAGGAGGAGAAGAUGAAAGCUUCGCAAAACGUGCUAUUGAAUCACUUGUCAAAAAAUUAAAAGAAAAAAGGGAUGAAUUGGACUCGCUCAUCACAGCAAUAACCACCAGUGGGGCACAUCCAAGUAAGUGUGUCACAAUUCAGAGGACUUUAGAUGGCCGCCUGCAGAUUUCUGGACGCAAAGGCUUUCCUCACGUGAUAUAUGCCCGAAUUUGGCGAUGGUCCGCUCUCCAAAAAAACGAACUCAAACACGUAAAACAUUGUCAAUUUGCAUUUGACUUAAAGUGUGACUCGGUGUGUGUGAAUCCUUAUCAUUAUGAACGGGUGGUACCUCCUGGAAUUGACCUUUCUGGACUUACAGUACAAUCGACACAAUUAAAUGAAUACAACGCUGUACCAGCCGCUGGUAGCAGAAUGGAUACAGAUGGCGAAAAAUAUAAAACUGUACAACAGCAACCUCCACAACAAAAUAUUACCCUAAGUGGACUACAAGCACUUUCCAUAAGUGAUCAGGGAAACAGAUCAGUUAUGACACAUCUCACUCCUAAAGUUGAAGGAGGAGUUGGAGCAUGUUCCAGCUCUAAUUGGUUACCCCACAUGCAAAUGCCUUAUCGUGGAAAUAACCGUCAAUUGGCUGCUACGGCUACUGAGGGUCAGUCUUUUACUGGUGCUAACACGUUAACCUACACAGCCUACUGGAACACAAACCAAUGUAACGAAGUAAACAACAGUUUGUUGUCGUCUCAACCGGCUCCCGAAUACUGGUGUUCCGUGGCCUACUUCGAGCUAGAUAUUCAAGUCGGUGAAACAUUUAAAGUACUUUCAAGUUGCCCAAAUGUGACAAUUGACGGCUACGUGGACCCCUCCGGUGGCAACAGAUUUUGCCUCGGUGCAUUGAGUAAUGUGCACCGCACUGAACAAAGUGAGAAAGCAAGACUACAUAUUGGCAAAGGGGUACAAUUGGAUUUAAGGGGUGAAGGAGAUGUUUGGUUGCGUUGUUUAAGCGACCAUUCAGUUUUUGUUCAGAGUUAUUAUUUGGAUAUUAAGGCUGGACGAAAGCCUGGUGAUGCGAUUCACAAAUUCUAUCCUGGAACAAACAUUAAGGUUUUUGAUCUGCGCCAAUGCCACAAGCAGAUAACCACUCAAGCGGCCACAGCGCAAGCAGCAGCAGUGGCACAAGCGGCGGCAGUGGCAGGGCACAUUCCAGGCCCACAUUCAAUGGGUGGGAUAGCGCCAGCUAUAAGUUUAUCGGCGGUGGCGGGGAUAGGAGUGGACGAUUUGCGAAGACUCUGUAUUCUUCGUUUGAGUUUUGUUAAAGGCUGGGGUCCUGACUAUCCCCGACAAUCGAUCAAAGAAACCCCUUGUUGGGUUGAAAUCCAUCUGCACCGAGCUCUACAACUGCUCGAUGAAGUUCUUCAUACUACACCUUUAGAGAGACCACGUGGUAUAAAAUAAUAGUUUGUCAGAGAAUUAUUCUUAAUUCAAGCGGCUACAGCAUAAGAAACUCCAACGGCAAAAAUACAAGACGAUGAAAACCAUAGUUCAAAGAAGCGGUCGACAGACUCGUUAAAAAGCGCAAAGCAAAUGAAAGCCUUGAAGGCAAUGUACUAGGUUAACAACACGUAAUUUACCUAAUUUUACGUUUACCUGUUAAAUGAACUACAAAUCAAAUCCUAAAAAAUGUGCCCGCAUUAUUUUGUAUUGUGUCUGUUACAAAAUAUUUUUUUAAGGAGAACUAAGGACCUACUGCUUUUUACUAUAAAGGACAACGUAAACAGAAGAAAAAAUUUGUUGUUGAAUUGGCAAUGGGUUUAAAAGCAUAUUAUGUGUAUUAAAAAAUAUAUUUUUUAGUUAUA